This is a messenger RNA of Scomber japonicus (chub mackerel), 2193 nucleotides long. It is a transcript of the gene traf6, whose product is annotated as TNF receptor-associated factor 6. Lineage: Eukaryota; Metazoa; Chordata; Actinopteri; Scombriformes; Scombridae. Gene Ontology annotation, biological process: interleukin-1-mediated signaling pathway; tumor necrosis factor-mediated signaling pathway; regulation of apoptotic process. Bases 121 to 1833 code for a protein of 570 amino acids. Gene Ontology annotation, molecular function: zinc ion binding; tumor necrosis factor receptor binding; ubiquitin protein ligase activity. The record is from RefSeq and is a predicted model, not a curated record. The transcript has 8 exons. Gene Ontology annotation, cellular component: plasma membrane signaling receptor complex.
CGAAAACUUCUAGACGUUUUUCAAGGCAAAGGGUGAGCCCCCAUGUAACGUUAUAUAAAUGCCCUUACACACACCAGGGAGUAUUUUAAGCCUGUUGUCGCCGUUGAGAAAGACGUGCUGAUGGCUUGCUUUGAUAGUAGUAAGGGGAGUUUGGAGGAGGACAGUUAUGAAGGUGGAGAGCUGUCCAACUGUGCCAUGGCAAUGAUGAAUGCUGAAAAGGAACAAGAAUCAAUGCUCAGCCCCUCAGAGAGCCCUGGCACCUUCAUCAGCAGCAACUCCAGCAGUCUUCAGGCUGCCGUCCCCCUUCAGGGCUACGAUGUGGAGUUCGACCCACCUCUAGAGAGUAAAUAUGAGUGCCCUAUCUGCCUCAUGGCUUUGAGGAAUGCCAUCCAAACACCCUGUGGUCACCGUUUCUGCAAGAACUGCAUUGAGAAGUCCAUUCGUGACACAGGACAGAAGUGCCCUGUGGACAAUGAAAUGCUGUCAGAAGACCAGCUGUUUCCUGAUAACUUUGCCAAACGGGAGAUUCUUUCAUUAACUGUUCGCUGUCCAAAUGCUGGCUGUGCUGAUAGAAUGGAACUCCGACAUUUAGAGAAACAUGUGGUGCAGUGUCAGUUUGCAACUGUGCCUUGCCCACUGUGCCAAAAGUCUGUGAGAAAAAUCUACCUAGAGGAGCACACAACGGAUGAGUGCCUAAGGAGACCUGUGUCGUGUUCAGACUGUGUGGCAUGCUUUGUAUUUGAGGAGAGAGAGCUUCAUGAGCUGCAGUGUCCCUUUGCCAAUGUCAAGUGCCAGUACUGUGAGAUGGACCUCAUCAGAGACCAGAUUGGGCCUCAUUGUGAUACAGAUUGCCCAAAAGCACCAAUUGCCUGUAACUUUAGCACCUUUGGAUGUAAGGAAAGGAUGCAGCGCCACAACUUGGCUCAGCACAUGCAGGAGUUCACACAGAUGCAUAUGCGCUACAUGGCGGAGUUCCUGCGUGGCCUUAGCCUUAAUGGCACCACCCCAAAAUCACUCUGGGCACUUGCACCAUCUGUUUCCUCUGAGGAUCCAGGAGCUGCAGCAUCAGUAUCCGCCUCUGGUGGUUCCAGAGGAACUGUAAGCUGCAACAGCAACUUUGCCCCUUCUCAGCCUAGUGAAGAGAUGCAAAGGCUCCGGGAGAUGGAUGGACGACUGGUGAAACAGGAUCACCAGCUACGUGAGCUCAUCAUCUUAAAAGAUACACGGUCGGGCCAGCUUGCAGAGCUCCAGCGUAGGGUGUCUAUGCUGGAGGACACGGUGAAGGAGCUGGAGGCUCAGCAGUGCCACGGUAUCUUCAUCUGGCGCCUCAAAAAUUUCUCUUCCCACCUGCGGAACCAAGAAGCAGGACAGCCAGUAGUUGAGCACAGCCCAGGCUUCUACACUGGUCGCCCAGGCUAUAAACUGUGCCUGCGCUUACACCUGCAGACCCCCAACGCCCCACGCUGCUCCAACUUCAUCUCCUUAUUUGUCCACACCAUGCAAGGAUCUUAUGAUGGGCUGCUAACCUGGCCGUUCCAGGGCACCAUCCGACUCGCCAUCCUAGACCAGGGCCCUGAUGGUCAGCACCACAUGGAGCUGAUGGAGACUAAGCCAGACCUGCAAGCCUUCCAGAAGCCCACCAUCCAGCGCAACCCUAAAGGAUUUGGCUACGUGACCUUUCUGCACCUGACACAGCUGAAUCAGAGAUCCUUUGUUAAAGACGACACUCUUCUUAUCCGCUGUGAAGUCUCGCCACGCUUCGACAAUGUGUUUCAUCGUGAGGGACCAACAGUGCAGCCUAGAGGGCCCGAGGCCUCAGUUUCAAGGGACUAAAAUCAAAAUGAUAUCUAUGGGAUCAUUUACUGUGUCUAUGCCAGUCAUGCUGUGAUUUCAGUACAGUGUUUCAAUACUGCUAGAUUGAUUUAAAUUGUUAGGCAUCGGGAGGAAAAAGUUGGUGCUCACACUCAUUUAACAUUUUGACAGUGCAAGCAUUGUUGUAUGCUAGUAUUUAUUUGUUCAUCAACUUUUGUCAAUGUGAUUUUUGUUUUUAUAGAUAAAUGCAAACAUUUCUGAUUUUGAAAUGAAAUGUGUCUUCACACCUGCAUGGUACAAACUUUCAGCAAGCCCCAUACGUUCAAAUGAUUUAAAUAGUCAAUAAUGUAUAAUCAGCUGAAAAUACCAGUUUAAGAUGUC